This is a messenger RNA of Malassezia vespertilionis, 1236 nucleotides long. RefSeq lists its product as uncharacterized. Gene Ontology annotation, biological process: cell division; mitotic sister chromatid segregation. The coding region runs from base 1 to 1236 and encodes 411 amino acids. Gene Ontology annotation, cellular component: MIS12/MIND type complex. The record is from RefSeq and is a predicted model, not a curated record. The transcript has a single exon. Lineage: Eukaryota; Fungi; Basidiomycota; Malasseziomycetes; Malasseziales; Malasseziaceae.
AUGAAUGUCAAAGGGAUGCGCCGGGUCUCGAGUCUGCGCGACGGCACACCUGCGUAUCCGCAUGUAGAUGUACCCGACGACGUGCUCUACCGGCAUAUUACUGACCAAGUACCCCCCGUGGUGCGCAUGAAACAUCUACUUGACUGGACGUUACACCGCUCGCUGCAGCAGGCGCUUGGCGCGGAAGCAAUGCCCCAAGUAAGCAAGCGGGCGAUGCGCAAGGCGCGGGAGAGUGGGCCGAUGCUGUUUUGUUCUCCUCCGUCGCGUGUUCAGCGACCGCUUUCCGAGCAAGAAAAGCAGCAAUUUGCUGAAGCGGCGCCUACACUGCGCAAAGUGACAGACCACGUUUUGCACGAUUUGAACGAUGGUCUGAUUGGGAUAAGCUGGCUGAGCCAAUCAAGUGAAAUCCGAACGGAAUCGCUCCAGCCGCAUCCACGGAAUCUGUCGAAUACGCACGCGGCUGAGCAGCUUGAAGGGAUGAAGGAGCAGCUGGCGAUGGAGCUCAAGACAUGGAAAGGGCACGAGGAAGAAAUUGCAAAACUGAAUAGUGAAUCGGAUACGCUGGAGUCGCUCGCGUCGCAAUUGCGCGAGCAAUCCACGUCGCGGCGCAAAGCACGCGCAAGUGCAUCGGGUUUUACUGACGAUGGUGAUGAGGAUCAGGCGAUUGCAGACGAGGUCGAGCUUGCCAUGCAUGGAAGUGCCUCGGACGUCAAAAACCUUGCUUGGUCGGUCGCGGACCUGGACGAGCCAACAACAGCACAGCUUGCGUAUGCGAAUGGAGUGCUUGCCUCGACAUGCGCAUUGAAUGAUGCUGUCACUGCGAGGGGACAGGGGCAGCGGUACGUGGACCAAGAUGAUUCAUCGCUGUGCGGCACCGAGGUGGAUCCCCGGCUUUUGUCCUUGGAAACGGUGGUGGACAAGCUGAACAUGUCGCUCUACUCUAUAAGCCAACUGGAUCGCGUCGCCGGCGACUAUAUCAUGCAAGUAUCUGCGCGCGCAGCGCAGGCAUUACAGGAGCGUGCCGCAGCGAGCGAUGCAGGCUUUGUCGCGCGCGCAGAGAGCCGCGGUGCAGAGACCGGUAUUGGGGUCGAGUACGCCGCUGCGCAUCGUUUAGACACCCUACUUGCAAGCAUUCGUGACCCCCAACCAGAUACCAGAGUCGGAUCCGAUUCAGAUCCUUUGAUACAGGUCGAUACGCGCACCAUUCUGCGUGCAUUGGCCGAUGUGCAUAAGUAG